AUGUCGCUUGCACGCCACUUCUUUCGCGAAUUCCGCCCAUUCUUCCGUAUGUUCGAGGAACCACUAACGCGGUCCCCCGCAUACUACGGCUCACCGUCUCGCGCAUUAUUCGAUGACCCCUUCUUCCAGUCAGCAGGUUUCGGUUUAUCCAGACCUGCGAUUGAUGUGACGGAAGAGGGCAAUGGCUACGUUGUCGAAGCCGACUUGCCUGGCGUGAAGAAGGAGAAUGUUGAAGUUAGGAUCGGUGAUGGAGGUAGGAGCUUGACAAUCGAGGGCAAAUUUACACGCAGGUCCACUGCUCCUGAAACCGACGCAACUGCUCCAGAAAAUACCGAUGCAGCUCCUCAUGAAACAAACGCUGUUGUUAGCCAGCCGACUCAGCCAUCGGGCAAUCAAAUUUCCACUGAACGAAUUUUCACUGGAAGCUCGACGUUCACUCGCACUGUCUGGCUCCCGCGUCCAGUUGAUACACAAAAUGUUGCCGCUAAACUUGACGAUGGCAUUCUGACCGUUCGUGUGCAGAAGGCCGAAGAUAAAGCUAGCGUUAGGAUCCCCAUUGAUUAG
Molecule: messenger RNA, 564 nt
Organism: Pleurotus ostreatus (oyster mushroom)
Lineage: Eukaryota; Fungi; Basidiomycota; Agaricomycetes; Agaricales; Pleurotaceae
Exons: 2
Coding region: 1-564 (187 amino acids)
Biological process (GO): response to salt stress; protein folding; response to hydrogen peroxide
Source: RefSeq, a predicted model, not a curated record